AUGUUCGCUGCUAGGCAAGCUUUCACCCAGGCCCAGCGCCGCUGCUUCUCGGCCUCGGCCCGCCAGAACUCCAAGGUCACUGUCCUCGGUGCUGCUGGUGGUAUUGGCCAGCCAUUGUCGCUGCUGCUGAAGCUCAACCCCAGGGUUAACAGGCUCGCGCUCUACGACAUCCGUCUUGCUCCCGGUGUCGCUGCCGACAUUGGCCACAUCAACACCAAGAGCGAGGUCACCGGCCACGAGGCCACUCCCACCGGCCUUGCCGAUGCCCUCAAGGACUCCGAGAUUGUCAUCAUCCCCGCUGGUGUUCCUCGCAAGCCCGGCAUGACCCGUGAUGAUCUGUUCAACACCAACGCCUCGAUUGUCCGCGACCUCGCCAAGGCCGCCGCUGAGCACUCGCCCGAGGCCAACAUCCUGAUCAUCUCGAACCCUGUCAACUCCACCGUCCCCAUCACGGCCGAGAUCUUCAAGUCGCAGGGCGUCUACAACCCCAAGCGCCUCUUCGGUGUCACGACCCUCGACGUUGUCCGUGCCUCGCGCUUCAUCUCCCAGCUCAAGAACACCGACCCCGCUAUUGAGAACGUCACAGUUGUCGGAGGUCACUCUGGCGCGACUAUUGUCCCUCUUCUGUCGCAGUCUGGCUUCAACCUCUCUGGCGAGAAGCUCGAUGAGUACGUCAGGCGCGUGCAGUUUGGCGGUGACGAGGUUGUCCAGGCCAAGGACGGUGCUGGCUCUGCUACUCUGUCCAUGGCCAUGGCUGGUGCCCGCUUCGCCGAGUCUCUGCUCAAGGCUGGGCAGGGCCAGAAGAACGUGAUUGAGCCGACAUUUGUCGACUCUCCUCUGUACAAGGACCAGGGCUGCGACUUCUUUGCGUCCAACGUAGAGCUGGGCCCCAACGGUGUGGAGAAGAUCCACCCCGUUGGCAAGAUCACCGACUACGAGCAGAAGCUCCUCGACGCCUGCCUUUCUGACCUGAGCAAGAACAUCAAGAAGGGUGUUGACUGGGUCAAGCAGAACCCAUAG
Exserohilum turcica Et28A is the source of this 1020-nucleotide messenger RNA. RefSeq lists its product as uncharacterized. Gene Ontology annotation, cellular component: cytoplasm; mitochondrion. The record is from RefSeq and is a predicted model, not a curated record. Lineage: Eukaryota; Fungi; Ascomycota; Dothideomycetes; Pleosporales; Pleosporaceae. Gene Ontology annotation, molecular function: L-malate dehydrogenase (NAD+) activity. Gene Ontology annotation, biological process: malate metabolic process; tricarboxylic acid cycle. The coding region runs from base 1 to 1020 and encodes 339 amino acids. The transcript is spliced from 6 exons.